This is a messenger RNA of Racocetra fulgida, 120 nucleotides long. The record is from the annotation of a GenBank genome assembly. Lineage: Eukaryota; Fungi; Glomeromycota; Glomeromycetes; Diversisporales; Gigasporaceae.
GUUUAAAUCGCCACAAGAGCGUUGUUAAAAAAUAUAAUAUUCGCCGUGAAGGGUUAUAUGCGUUACCUUUAGAAGCGAAAAAAGAAAAGAUUAAUGCAAUUGAUGCAAUUAGCAUUAGGG